AUGUGGUUAUCACAGGACAUUGGUGCUGGGGGAUGGUCCCCAUCUGACAGUGACCAUUACCAAUGGCUUCAGGUUGACUUUGGCAAUCGGAAGCAGAUCCGUGCCGUUGCAACCCAAGGGAGGUACAGUAGCUCGGACUGGGUCACCCAGUACCGCAUGCUCUACAGCGACACUGGGAGGAACUGGAAACCCUAUCAUCAAGAUGGAAACAUCUGGGCAUUUCCUGGGAACAUCAACUCUGACAGUGUGGUUCGACAUGACUUCCAGCACCCGGUGAUUGCCCGUCACGUGCGCAUCGUGCCUCUGGAUUGGAACGGAGAAGGCCGCAUCGGGCUCCGAAUUGAGGUCUAUGGCUGUUGUUACUGGGCUGAUGUUAUCAACUUUGAUGGCCAUGUUGUGUUACCAUAUAGAUUCAGAAACAAGAAGAUGAAAACACUGAAGGAUGUCAUUGCCUUGAAGUUUAAAACCUCUGAAAGUGAAGGGGUCAUCUUGCAUGGAGAAGGACAGCAAGGGGAUUACAUUACUUUGGAACUAAAAAAAGCCAAGCUGGUCUUCAGCUUAAACCUAGGAAGCAACCAGCUUGGCCCCAUCAAUGGCCACACGUCCGUGAGGACGGGCAGUCUGCUGGAUGAUCACCACUGGCACUCCGUGGUCAUCGAGCGCCAGGGCCGGAGCAUCAACCUCACCCUGGACCGGCGCGUGCAGCACUUCCGCAGCAACGGGGAAUUCGACUACCUGGACUUGGACUAUGAGAUAACCUUUGGGGGCAUACCUUUCUCUGGUAAGCCAAGUUCCAGCAGUAGCAAGAAUUUCAAAGGCUGCAUGGAAAGUAUUAACUACAAUGGCAUCAACAUAACUGACCUUGCGAGAAGGAAGAAACUGGAACCCUCAAAUGUGGGAAAUCUGAGUUUCUCGUGUGUGGAGCCCUACACAGUGCCUGUCUUUUUCAAUGCUACCAGUUACCUGGAGGUGCCUGGAAGGCUCAACCAGGACCUGUUUUCGAUCAGUUUCCAGUUCAGGACUUGGAACCCAAAUGGCCUCCUGCUCUUCAGUCACUUUGCGGACAAUUUGGGCAAUGUGGAGAUUGACCUCACGGAAAGCAAAGUUGGCGUUCACAUCAACAUCACGCAGACCAAGAUGAGCCAAACUGACAUUUCCUCAGGUUUUCUGAACCAGAUGAAAAACUCAAGCCACUCUGUCCUUCAGCCUUCAUUCCAAGGAUGCAUGCAGCUCAUUCAAGUGGAUGAUCGACUUGUGAAUUUAUAUGAAGUGGCUCAGAGGAGACCAGGAAGUUUUGCAAAUGUCAGCAUUGACAUGUGUGCCAUCAUAGACAGAUGUGUGCCCAAUCACUGCGAGCAUGGUGGGAAGUGCUCACAGACGUGGGACAGCUUCAGAUGCACUUGUGAUGAGACAGGAUACAGUGGGGCCACCUGCCACAACUCCAUCUACGAGCCUUCCUGUGAAGCGUAUAAACACCUAGGCCAGACAUCGAAUUACUAUUGGAUAGAUCCUGAUGGCAGUGGACCUCUGGGGCCUCUGAAAGUUUACUGCAACAUGACAGAGGACAAAGUGUGGACCAUAGUGUCUCACGACUUGCAGAUGCAGACGACGGUGGUGGGCUACAACCCAGAAAAAUACUCGGUGACACAGCUCGUUUACAGCGCCUCCAUGGACCAGAUCGGUGCCAUCACCAGCAGCGCCGAGUAUUGUGAGCAGUAUGUCUCCUAUUUCUGCAAGAUGUCCAGGCUGCUGAACACCCCAGAUGGAAACCCUUACACCUGGUGGGUUGGCAAAGCCAACGAGAAGCACUACUACUGGGGAGGCUCCGGGCCCGGGAUUCAGAAAUGCGCCUGUGGCAUCGAGCGCAACUGCACGGACCCCAAGUAUUACUGCAACUGCGACGCGGAUUACAAGCAGUGGAGGAAGGAUGCUGGCUUCUUAUCCUACAAAGAUCACCUGCCUGUAAGCCAGGUGGUGGUUGGAGAUACUGACCGGCAAGGCUCAGAAGCCAAACUGAGUGUGGGACCCCUGCGCUGCCAAGGAGACAGGAAUUACUGGAAUGCUGCCUCUUUCCCAAAUCCAUCAUCCUACCUGCAUUUUUCUACUUUCCAAGGGGAAACUAGUGCCGACAUUUCUUUCUACUUCAAAACAUUAAUCCCCCGGGGAGUGUUUCUGGAAAAUCUUGGGAACACAGAUUUCAUCAAAAUCGAGCUGAAAUCUGCCACAGAAGUGUCCUUUUCUUUUGAUGUUGGAAAUGGGCCGGUGGAGAUUUCGGUGAGGUCGCCCACCCCUCUCAAUGACGACCAGUGGCACCGGGUCACCGCAGAGAGGAACGUCAAGCAGGCCAGCUUACAGGUGGACCGACUGCCCCAGCGGAUCCGCCAGGCACCCACAGAAGGCCACACCCGCCUGGAGCUCUACAGCCAGCUGUUUGUUGGUGGUGCUGGAGGCCAGCAGGGCUUCCUGGGCUGCAUCCGCUCCCUAAGGAUGAAUGGGGUGACCCUGGACCUGGAGGAGAGGGCAAAGGUCACAUCCGGGUUCAAAUCCGGCUGCUCGGGCCACUGCACCAGCUACGGGACGAACUGCGAGAACGGAGGCAGAUGCAUAGAGAAAUACCACGGUUACUCCUGUGAUUGCUCCAGCACGGCAUACGACGGGACGUUCUGCAACAAAGAUGUUGGUGCAUUUUUUGAAGAGGGGAUGUGGCUGCGGUAUAACUUCCAGGCGUCAGGGGUCAGUGCCAGAGAACCGGGCGGUAGGUCCGAGAACUCCCCGGAGCAGCAGUCCGCGCCCCCAGACCUGGCCCGUGAGGAGGUUCACUUCAGCUUCAGCACCACCAAGGCGCCCUGCAUCCUCCUCUACAUCAGCUCUUUCACCACCGACUUCCUGGCGGUGCUCAUCAAACCCUCCGAGUCAGCCCUGAGGAAAUCAGGUCUGGAAACCAGGGUUCAGAAGGCAGUGUCGUCCCCCCAGGAAGGGUUGACCCCACGGCAGGACAGCCACGUUCUUCUCAAAGCAUCUCCUCUUUUCUUCCUGCAGCUGGAUCACUACCCUUCCGCAAGUUACCGCCUGCCAGGUCCAUCCGACACGCUGUUCAAUUCGCCCAAGUCGCUCUUUCUGGGAAAAGUCAUAGAAACGGGGAAGAUUGACCAAGAGAUUCACAAAUACAACACCCCAGGAUUCACCGGGUGCCUCUCCAGGGUCCAGUUCAACCAGAUUGCCCCUCUCAAGGCAGCCUUGAGGCAGACGAACGCGUCCACUCAGGUCCACAUUCAAGGCGAGCUGGUGGAGUCCAACUGCGGGGCCUCCCCACUGACCCUCUCACCUAUGUCGUCCGCCACCGACCCCUGGCACUUAGAUCACUUGGAUUCAGGGGUCAUCGCUGUGGUGAUCUUCACCAUCCUCUGCACCUUGGUCUUCCUCAUUCGGUACAUGUUCCGUCACAAGGGCACCUACCACACCAACGAAGCAAAGGGGGCAGAAUCAGCCGAGAGUGCGGAUGCUGCCAUCAUGAACAACGACCCCAACUUCACAGAGACCAUUGACGAAAGCAAAAAGGAAUGGCUCAUUUGAAGGGUGGCUAUUUGGAUCUGGGAGAGGGAGGGGGGACUAUUAGGGAGGAGGGAAAGGGACAAAAACACCCGACUUCAUACUCUUGAGCACAUCCUUAAAAUAUCAGCACAAGUUGGGGGAGGCAAGCAACAGAAAACUCUUGAGACUGAUUGCCACACAAAAAAAAUACUUUUUAAUAUUUCUUUAUAGCUGAGUUUCCCCUUCUGUAUCAAAACAAAAUAAUACAAAAAAUGCUUUUAGAGUCUAAGCAAUGGUUGAAAUUUGUAGGUAAUAUCUGUCUUAUUUUGUGUGUGUUUAGAGGUGUUCUAAAAACCCAUGGUAACAGGGCAAGUUUUCUACGUUUUUAAGCGCCCUUAGAAUGUGGAUAUUUUUUCUUGAGAAAAGCUGAUGCACAUAUGCCUCCAGCAUUCUCUUCCUUUUCCAUAUAGUCAACUUUUAAUGAGCUAUUGUAGUAACUAGUUCGUGUUCACAUAAUAUUUCUUUUGGUGUCCUGUAAAUUGGAAAAGGAAAGAAAGAGACAAGGAGAGCCUAUUAUUUGUCAGUUUUCAAAGAGACCUGUGCCAGUUGUCUGAGCAUCCCCACCCGAAGCAGUGGAAGGGUGUCUGGCUCUUGUGUAAUAAUGUAAUCAGCACAAAGGAGAGAAGCAUUAAGAACCAGGGUAGGUCAUUUCAUAUUGGGAUUAUCGGCUUACUUUUCAUGAGAUUCUACAAGAUAAUACUGUUUCAUAUGUGUAGUUUAGACCUAUUCAAUAUCUGUAACUAUGAGCUACCACAAGGUGGUGACCAGCUGUUACAAAAGAUUUUUCCUCUGCUUUACCUACAAUAUAUUGGGUUGCAUUACAUGUGUGUGAACAGCUCACUGGGUCUAGCUUUUAAACCUCUGCCACAAAAUCUUAGCAGACAGUGUCCUCUGAAUGGAUACACACAACAAAGUCAAGUUACGAUCACUAUUAUUAUUGCUAUUACUCUGGAAUCGUAUGGAAAACACUGCCAUAUUUUAAGUCACAUGCUCCAUGUAUCGCUGUGCCCGAAAUGGACACCCUACCGUGACUCAAGGAGCUUCUAUGACAGAUACGCUUGACCUCCAGGCCCAUCACAAGUCCAGUAACUGAUGUUGCUUCUCAGAGAAUUAGUCUAGUCAGUCACACCUCAGUUUAAUCUGGAACCUCAACCAACUUUUUCCAACAAAUAGCUCGUUGAUUUUAUUUUAAAAUAAUAGACUUUCUGUGUAAACAAAUGGGGCAAGCAAAUGCUGCAGCAUCCAAAAAUUUAUUUCAUUCAUUUAUUUUUUUUUUCAACUGCACAAAAGCUAUUUCUAGAAUGACUACCAUAUAUGAUCACUAUAGUUUGGGCUCUUAUACUUAAAUAUUCUUUAGACUCCAACAUUUUGAGAAAUUAAACAUGAUCACUUUUUACCCUCUCCUCCUGGAGAAGGUAAGAUGAGGUGUAGCAAUAUUAAUGCUAUUUUUCUGAUAGCCUGACUCAUUAAAAUGAGAACUGUCAUUUGUUGAGAUUAUACAUACAUACUUUUCAAGAUUCUCAGUAUGCCUAACUUAUUGAAGGAUUUCAAUUUCUUGGGUAAUGGAAAUAUUAUCUAGAGGCACCAAUGGCACAUUACACCAGUACGUGACACGUUCCGAAGAUGACUCUGGCCAGUUAAUUCCCAUUCGAGUCAAGGUAACAGACAUAGGGAAUCCUCAUGCCCCUUUCACAGUAGGUGACCUCAGGCAUCGUCAUGAACACCUUUUAAGGUGUUGGUCCUUCCAUAAAAUACAUUUAAUAUGAAAAGUAUUUAAUGUGACUAAACAUCAGAGCAAUGUUAACAUUUUCUAAUGACAUUGAAAACGAAGGCCAAGAUGUGACCAAGAUGACUACAAUUAAGUUCUUUCACAUAUUGCCAAAUUGAAAACACCAACUUCAAACAUAAUGUUUAGAAAUGUUUCUGACUUUCUAAAACCUAUUAUACAGGUACUACUUUUGCACUGAACAAAUAAUGCCAGAUGGAAAUGUAUCAUCACUUACAUUUCCGAUGCUUUAUUCUUGAUGCAUUGUCUCAGCAACUUCCCUUUUUUUUCCCCAAAAUGAUUGGGGGAUUAAAACCAUCAGACAGAGCCCCUGAGGCUAAAUUGUUUUCACCCUUUCAUGUCUCUCUCUUCUUUCCUCUUUCCUGCCACAAAAGGUGAAAAAUCAAACCCAGCAUUCUCUCACCAGAUGUUCAUGUUCAAAUCUGGGACAGUGGAGUGACAGCACGAAUCAGCGGGUCUCACGCAUCACCAUCAGAUUAGACACACAGAGGUGUGGCAGUCUCUGCCCUGCAGGGGUCACAGUCUGGCCAGCAGACCAGACACCAACAGGUGGAUAAGGUAUUAAAUAACUAAGCUAAGUGCCAAAUGAGUGCUGGAAAUCUUGGCUUCUCCUUGGAAAUUGUGGUCUUCACCAAAGUCCCUACGUCUUGUUCAUGAAGGCCAUACUCAGUAUGGUCUAAAUGGUAAAUCAUUUGUUUAGGUAAAGAGAAGGUAGCACCUCUUUUUUCCAGUUCCCUCUCUUGAGAGCUUAGGGCAACUCUGCCUAGAUAGCCAAGGCCGUGUGACCCACACUCAGCGCCUAAUCUUGCUUCGUGGAUCAUGUCCUGCAAAGCCCAGACAUCUUACAUCCCAACACAUUAUCAAUCGAGUGCAAGAAUGAUAGUCUCUCUAAAUCAUAAGAACAGACAAAGCAAGAGUGAAAAAUUUUUAGAAAAAAGAGGCUGUUUUAAAGUUUCGGAAAAAGCUGGUGGCUGAUUAAGGGUUCUUUGCACAGGAAAUAUCCUCUGUGUAUAAAGUAAGCAGCUAUGUUGUAGGAAGCUAGGAGUGGUAACUUUGAAUGGAUGCAAAAUCAGUGCCAUCCCAAGCUCUCAAAAUAACAUCCCCUAGAGCUUAAGAAAGCAAGCUCAGGAGGUAAGCGGUUACAUUUUGUUAAGUUCUUCUCCAGCCCUUCCUAAUAUUUAAGGCUACAUUUACCCUUGUGACUUUCCACUAAGUGCUCAGAAAAGAGCUUGUUACGCGGAAGGUUUAAUUGAGCUAGAAACAAGUGCAGCUUCUGUUGAAAAAUGUCCUGUUGCCUGCAUUGGAUAAACAGGCACCCUUCACUAACAGGACCAGGAAUUCAGAAACACAGGAAAAAGAAGUGGCAUAAGCCAAAGGGUAGACCCAAAUGUCUCUGAACAUCUGCACAGCAGUCACCAGACGCCAGCUGGGCAGAGACACAGCCACAGAAAGCGCCCGAGGAUAAAGCAGGCAACUGGGCAUGAAAAUGUAGUGUCAGUGUCACCUAGAGAGCAGCUUUUCUCUCUGUAACAGGUCUGCUCUUUUCUGACCUUCCACCUAUUCUUUUUAUCCCCCUCCUUUUUCUCCUGGUGUCAACAUUUUAAUAGUCUGUUCCCAUCUCAUGCCUCCAAACAAUUAGCACCUGAUUUCAACCUCUUACUAUUUUUUUCCCCUUUCACUAUUCUGUCAAGCAGCUUUCAAAAAGAAAGGCAGUCGUUAUUAAAUUGAACUCCAGUUAGCCAGCCAAAAAUAGGUCCUAAAUUGCUGAUCCCAACAGAACCAUCUGAUCCUAAAAUAAAUAAGAAACAAACAGCAUGUCUAGCUGAUUCGGGCUAAAAACUAAUGGGUGUCAUUUUUUAAAGAAUGUUUUACUGAGAGUGGACCCAAGAAUCGGCUAAUAGAGUCCUAACCCUUGCCCUCUCCUAGGGACUGCCUAUAUGACCUUGGUCCAGUCUCUGAAUCUCUGUCCCUCUUCACCCCGUAUUUAAGAUAGCUGUUUUACACACUUCGUAAGACAGUUGUGAGGUGCCAUUGAUUCUUGACUGCAGAAUAUUUUGAAACCCAAAUAUAAAGGCAAAGUCAGUGGAGCUUGUUGGAAGACUCAGUCUCCGGCUUGUGGUUAUAAGUCACAUCGGAAGAACCAAUGAGGCCGUGUCCAGGAAGGUGGAGGCUCACGGGGCAUUGCUGUACCCCUGCCAAGUUAUUAAUCAGGUAGAUGGCCAGGGCGCUGACCGGUUAACACUGGGAGAUGGAAUGCAGCCAAAGACAAGAGAAACGGAACUUCAUGUGCAUUAAGCCCUAAACUCCCGCCUGGGUAUGACUUACAGCUCACCCAGACCCUGGUGUGACUCAACUGGCUUAUAAAUAAGACAACACGAAACACAAAUGUGACUUUUUCGCACAGCCUGGUGGCUCCAUGCCUACACUACACAUACCCUGCCUGACAAUCUUGGAAACUUUAGAGUAGAUUUCUUUCACAGCAGUAUUUUUUUUGGAUAUAAAGGGUAGGUAAAACUCAUUGUCAGUGAAAUAGGGAAAUCAUGUUAAAAGGCUGGUUAUCUCCCUUGGAGCAAAGACCGGCAGAAGGUAAGAUACCCGGGCACACAGCUAUUAACAACAUCCAACAUGCAUUCACAAGUUGAUUUUCCAGAUGAAAACAUGCUUUAAGAAGAGGCCUACUUAGACGGUCUACACCACUUCCAAGUCUCAGUUUAUUUACAGCAACUCUGGAUUCUGAGAUGGCUGUGAAAACAUGGAGAUUCCUCUCAAGCAGGCCAAGAAACCGUUCUAAGUGUUACUGAUUCUAAGUUUUGUUUUGUUGGGUUUUAAUUUUUCCAGUGAGCAUGGUGACUGCAGAGUUUUGAGUUGUGAACAGCUGAGCUAAAUAUUUUUUCUGUAAAAUCGGUUAGGAUUCCAUCCCUGUGAUAUAACACAGAAGCUCACACUCUAAAAGCAACAGCAUGUAAAUUAGAAUGAAAGAAGGAAACUAUGUAUGUAUGCCUAAUAUUCUUUGUGAAUGUCUUUCAUUUAACUAAAAUUAUAUUAGAAACCAGAUUGAUAAAUAAAAAAUCCAAAAUAGUUUUAAUUAUCCUAAAA
Molecule: messenger RNA, 8473 nt
Organism: Manis javanica (Malayan pangolin)
Lineage: Eukaryota; Metazoa; Chordata; Mammalia; Pholidota; Manidae
Source: RefSeq, a predicted model, not a curated record